AUGGGACGAACGGUGGUGGUGGAUGAGACGGGGGUCGAGGCCCACACGCAACAGCGGCUCUUUGCUGCUGAUCCCGAAGAUUGCUUCGUAAUUGGGCUCAUUCCCACCCCGCUCCCUGAAGUGGAACCCACCGCUGGCAAGAAGAAGAAGCUCUCGCCCGUUGAUGUGCUCGACGCUGAGUGGAUGAGCGAGCACGCACACCAGGUGAAUAGGAUGCUGCCGGGCGGGCUGGCGAUCGUGGGCGCCUACCUCUUCGCCGGCGCCGAUGCGUCGGCCGCCCUGCUGCCCAAAAUGCAUCUUCUGCUCCACAGCAUCAGGGAGGCGGCCGGGUAUCGGGGCAAGCAGGGCGGGCCGUCGGAGCUCCUUCUCCUCCAGAUCGCGUCUGACACCAAGAAGUACACGGCCAAGAGCAUCGACAUAACGAACAAGAAGGGCGACACCAAGCCCGUAGAUUUGGUGUUCCAGAGCAUCGCAUCCUCGUUCCAAUGCUUCACGUGUUCGGUCGAUGUCUCCCUGGCCAUCACGCUCUCCCCUGGACAGAGCCCGCGCGAGCAAAUUGAGGCUGCGCUCGAGCGAGAGGCAGAGGCGCUGCGCAAGGGCGUGGUGCUUGUCAACCGAACUGUAGUGGACGAAGAUGCCCCCAUCUGCGGCAACAAAAAGUCUGGCGGAAAGGGCGAUGCGAAGGGCAAGAAGAAGGCGAAGCCAGGCAACCUCCCUGCCUACGCUGUGCACGCCGUUGACAUCUUCACCGAGGGCCUCCCCUCCUCACUCACCGGAGCAAGUCCCUCCAAGGACGCCCUAGGCACCUUUACCUUCAGCGGUUCGAUCCUCGGGCGUGCCUACUGCCACCCCAAGAACAGCUACGGGGCGGCGAUCGCCGCGCUGAAGGCCGACAUCGGCAAAUCGCUGGCCGCGCGAUUCGAUUUCCUCUGCGAGGAGCUCGAACGACGCGAGUCCGACCUCAAGGAGCGCAAGAAGAAAGCCUCGUCUGAUGAGCUGUUCAAUCCGUUCGGGGAGAGCAAGCAGGGCCCCAAGUUCGAGCAGCGGUGGGGUCUUCCCCAGCGCGUCUUCUUCCCGUUCGUCAAGCCCCUCCUCGUCGCCGACUACCUCAUGCCCUUCGAGACCGUGCGGGAGGACUGCUGCGAGCGGGCCAAGGCGCUGCUUGACCUGCAGCCGAGCGAGCAGGACUUUGUCACACCCGAACGCUUCGCCUCAGAUGACCUGGAGGCCGAGCUGUCGUCGACCACCACGCCGACCAGGGGAGCGGCGGCCAAGAAAGCGAAGACGACACAGGAAACGAAGACGAAGGCGAAGGCGAAGAAGCCGACGGAGGAGACAGAGGACGACGAGGAGGAAGCGGAGGAGGACAUCAAGGGCGCUCUUUCGCCGAGACUGCUGGCGCACGCCGAACCCGAGCCUGGCGGCGGCACCGUGGCCAGGAGGGAGGAGCGCAGCAGCAGCAGCAGCGCAGUGGUUAUCGGUCUGGCGCUGGCCGCCCUGAUCGCCCUGCUGGCCAUCGCCUCCCUCGGUGUCCUCGGUUGA
Messenger RNA from Acanthamoeba castellanii str. Neff, 1542 nucleotides. RefSeq lists its product as uncharacterized. NCBI's taxonomy places the organism in Eukaryota, Discosea, Longamoebia, Acanthamoebidae. The transcript has 13 exons. The coding region runs from base 1 to 1542 and encodes 513 amino acids. The record is from RefSeq and is a predicted model, not a curated record. Gene Ontology annotation, biological process: intracellular protein localization. Gene Ontology annotation, cellular component: endomembrane system.